Messenger RNA from Catharus ustulatus (Swainson's thrush), 3766 nucleotides. RefSeq names its product Rho related BTB domain containing 2 (gene RHOBTB2). Gene Ontology annotation, biological process: small GTPase-mediated signal transduction. The record is from RefSeq and is a predicted model, not a curated record. The transcript has 10 exons. Bases 529 to 2778 code for a protein of 749 amino acids. Gene Ontology annotation, molecular function: GTP binding; protein binding; GTPase activity. Lineage: Eukaryota; Metazoa; Chordata; Aves; Passeriformes; Turdidae.
AGAACAGUCAGCUGGGACUCUCCACGGAGGAGAGGGGCCGUGAGCAUCACCCACAUCCUCCACAGCUGCUCCUGACCCUUUUCCCUGCCCUGUGCCCAUCCCAGCUCCUCCAUCCGCUCUCUCCUCUGCUCUCCUCUCUUUCUCCUGGCAAGGAGGCCCGAGCUCCUCCGCAGCCGGAGGUUUCCCUGCCAGUGACAAUCGUGCUUUUGUUUUGCCUGGCUGCCAGAGGGGCAGGCAGGAAUUUGGCUGCCCAGAAAGCUGCCGGGAACCCUUUCUGCCACAAUUAAGCACCUGCUACAAGAGAGCAAAUAAGCCAAAUCAUGCGGCUGGCAAACAAGCUUUACGUGUUCCUUCCCCGUGACCCACUCCAAGAAGCAGAAUGCUCCAGGCUCUGCGGCUCGGCUGCUCGCAGCUCCCGGGCCGGGGAUUCUCCAGCUCCGCCGCCUCCUCCCGGUCCCGGUGCGGGCACCUCUGCCGCCUCCAGAGCGCUUCCCCCUCCCCAAAUUAGCAACUCCCUCUCUUUCUGCUAUGGAGAGACAAAUCCCCGUGCUGCGAGUUCGGUCCCAAUUAAUGGAUUCUGACAUGGAUUAUGAGAGGCCAAACGUAGAAACCAUCAAGUGCGUCGUGGUCGGGGACAACGCGGUGGGCAAGACCCGGCUCAUCUGUGCCCGCGCCUGCAACGCCACCUUGACCCAGUACCAGCUGCUGGCCACCCACGUGCCCACGGUGUGGGCCAUCGACCAGUACCGCGUCUGCCAGGAGGUGCUGGAGCGCUCCCGGGAUGUGGUAGACGAUGUCAGCGUGUCCUUGCGCCUCUGGGACACCUUUGGUGACCACCACAAGGACAGGCGCUUUGCCUACGGCAGGUCCGACGUCGUGGUUUUGUGCUUCUCCAUCGCCAACCCCAACUCCCUGCACCAUGUGAAGACCAUGUGGUACCCGGAGAUCAAGCACUUCUGUCCCCGUGCCCCCGUCAUCCUGGUGGGCUGCCAGCUCGACCUGCGCUACGCCGACCUCGAGGCCGUCAACCGGGCACGGCGACCCCUGGCCAGGCCAAUUAAACCUAAUGAGAUUCUUCCCCCGGAGAAGGGCAGGGAGGUGGCCAAGGAGUUGGGGAUCCCUUAUUACGAGACGAGCGUGGUGGCCCAGUUUGGCGUCAAGGACGUCUUUGACAACGCCAUCCGCGCCGCCCUCAUCUCCCGCCGCCACCUGCAGUUCUGGAAGUCCCACCUGCGCAACGUGCAGCGGCCCCUGCUCCAAGCCCCCUUCCUACCCCCCAAACCCCCUCCUCCCAUCAUCAUUGUCCCAGACCCCCCUUCCAACAACGAGGAGCGUCCAGCCCACCUCCUGGAGGACCCCCUGUGCGCGGACGUCAUCCUGGUGCUGCAAGAGAAGAUCAAAAUCUACGCACACAAGAUCUACCUCUCCACCUCCUCCUCCAAGUUCUACGACCUGUUCCUCAUGGACCUGAGCGAGGAGGACCAGCAGAGCACGGCGGGGCACGGCUUCGGGGCGGUCACCGCGGCCGCCGAGCGGGUGCUGCACCAGGAGGAGAGGCACCACGGGCGGGAUUUCCUCCUGCGGGCAGCCAGCUUCGACAUCUGCGAGAGCGCCGAGGAGGCCGGACCCGGCCAGCGCAAACCGUGCCUUAGAGCCUCCACCAGUGACGGGAUCCUGCGGGGAAACCGCUACGAGAACGGCGAGCGCGGGCUGCGCCGGGGCCGCAACCUCUCCUCGUGGAGCCGAGCCUUCAGCAGCAUCCAGGAGGAGAUGGCCGAGGAUCCGCUGACCUACAAGUCCAAGCUGAUGGUGGUGGUGAAGAUGGACGCGUCCAUCCAGCCGGGGCCGUUCCGCGCCGUGCUGAAAUACCUGUACACGGGAGAGCUGGACGAGAACGAGCGGGACCUCAUGCACAUCGCUCACAUCGCCGAGCUGCUCGAGGUGUUCGACCUGCGCAUGAUGGUGGCCAACAUCCUCAACAACGAGGCGUUCAUGAACCAGGAGAUCACCAAAGCCUUCCACGUCCGCAGGACCAACCGGGUGAAGGAAUGCCUGGCCAAGGGGACUUUCUCAGAUGUCACCUUCGUGCUGGAUGACGGUGCUAUCAGUGCCCACAAGCCCCUGCUCAUCUCCAGCUGCGACUGGAUGGCCGCGAUGUUCGGCGGCCCCUUCGUGGAGAGCUCCACCAACGAGGUGGCACUUCCUCACACCAGCAAGAGCUGCAUGCGGGCGGUGCUGGAGUACCUGUACACGGGGCAGUUCAGCUCCAGCCCCGACCUGGACGACAUGAAGCUCAUCAUCCUCGCCAACCGCCUCUGCCUGCCGCACCUGGUGGCUCUCACAGAGCAGUACACGGUGACCGGGCUGAUGGAGGCGGCGCAGAUGAUGGUGGACAUCGACGGGGACGUGCUCGUGUUCCUGGAGCUGGCUCAGUUCCACUGCGCUUACCAGCUCGCCGACUGGUGCCUGCACCACAUCUGCACCAACUACAACAACGUCUGCCGCAAGUUCCCCCGCGACAUGAAGGCCAUGUCGGGAGAGAACCAGGAGUACUUCGAGAAGCACCGCUGGCCGCCGGUGUGGUACCUGAAGGAGGAGGAUCACUACCAGCGGGCGAAGAAGGAGCGGGAGAAGGAAGACUACCUCCACCUCAAACGGCAGCCCAAGAGGCGCUGGCUCUUCUGGAACGCCUCCUCCUCCCCUUCUUCCUCUCCUUCAUCGUCGGCAGCCACAGCCUCCUCUUCCUCCUCCUCCUCCUCCUCCUCGGCUGUGGUUUGAGAGCCCCGUGCUUGCCCUGGCUCCAGCGAGACGGGGAGGAGGAGGAGGAGGAGGAGGAGGAAGGGUGGGAUGCCCUGCCCCAGCGCCAGGCGUGGAGAGGCACAAACACCACAGUGGAGGCGGUGGCCACUGGAGAGGGGCUUGUGGCUACUGUGGAGGGGACUUGUGGCUACUGGAAUGGGGCUUGUGGCUACUAUGAAGGGGCUGGUGGCCACUGGAGAAGGGGUGGUGGCUACUGGAGAGCACUCAUGGCCACUGGGGAGGGGCUGGUGGCUACUGGAGAGAGGCUUGUGGCUACUGGAGAGCACUCGUGGCCACUGUGGAGGGGCUGGUGGCCACUGGAGAGGGGCUGGUGGCCACUGGGGAAGGGCUGGUGGCCACUGGGGAGGGGCUCAGGGCCAGCCCCGUUGCUCCUGGAGCCCUGCUGGCCCCGCAGAGCCCGAGCAGCAGGAGGAACUCUGCGUUUACAGGAGCACGAGGGCUGCGCCGUGGUUUCAUUUGGGAGUUUUUGUUGGUUUUGUUUUUUGCGGGGGCAGCGCGAGGGAAGAAGGCAAAGGAGAAGAGGAAACGCGUCCUGCUCCCGUUUGGAUCUGGAACCACAAGCUCUGGGAUGUGGUUUGGGUGUCUGAUGGCAUCUCAGCACCUGGAGCCACCCUGGGGGUCCUGCAGCCCCCUUUGGCUCACAGCAGGGUCAGGCACAGGGCUGGGGACCCCGGUCCCCAAACGCCUCCAGGCACUGCAGAAUUUCCCCUCCAAGUGGGGUCAGUCCUCACUCAGGGCACGGAGGGGAUCUCACUCCUCUCCUCCCUGUUCUUAACUCUUCACUUUUAUUCAUACAGAAAACUUAAAGCAAAAAAAAAAACCAAAAAAAAAAAACCCCAACCCAAUCCCAAACCCUCAACCUGCCACAGCAGAAACCAACCCCGAGCCCUGGGCUUGGGAUUUCAGCCUGGAAGGCUCCAUUGUAAUAAAUGGUAUUUUAAAAGCC